ACAUCUUACACGCUACCAAACUAGAUUUCGAAAAGUAUUUUAUUAUCCACUAAAGAAGAACAGAUAUGGCCGACCAGCUUUAUACCGACAUUGAUGCUACAUUCUCACCCGCCGAGCUCCGUUUAAUCAGAGGAGUUCUGGCCAGCAUCGAUAACGACAAAAUCGACUGGGAUAUAGUGGUCGACGAAUCCGAAAUGAAGAAUGUCACUUACGCGAAGAAGCGCCUGCGCGCUCUUCGGGUGAAACACCACUUGCUGAAGGGGACUGGAGAGGAUGGCGUCCAACAGCCAAGCCCAUCCAAAGUGACGAAGAAAACGUCCAUCAAGCCUGAGAAAAUGAAGCUCAGUGUGAAGGCCGAAGAGUCUAUCAAGAGCGAAUACUUCGUUUGAGGCACCAAAAAGGAAGCCUAUCAGCAGCAUUGGAUGGAAGUCAGCCAUGGUGGCAUAAGCUAGUAGCAAGGUUCUGAGCGUUCAAUGGCGCCAACUAGUAUGAAAUAUUCAUGUUUGUUUUUGAUGUAUGUUUCCACUUGUAAUGACUUAUUUGAUGUGAAACGGUGGGAAAACAGCAAACUCUAAUUUUCUCUUCUAAAGGGUACCUGUAUGCUUCAGGCUGACGUCUGCGCAGAGUCCGACUAAGCUCAAGUCUCACGAAUUAUUAAACACAGUAGGUCAUAGUACGCAAUAUGAAAUACUGAGACUACUCUGACGCACGUAGCAACGAACAGGACUGAUCAGAAGAGUAAUUGUGAUAGGUUAAAACGACGUUCAGCGUCCGUUUGAACCCAAUCGACAAGCCAUAGCUAGCAC
[Torrubiella] hemipterigena is the source of this 806-nucleotide messenger RNA. NCBI's taxonomy places the organism in Eukaryota, Fungi, Ascomycota, Sordariomycetes, Hypocreales, Clavicipitaceae. The record is from the annotation of a GenBank genome assembly.